Molecule: messenger RNA, 5400 nt
Organism: Trichoderma atroviride IMI 206040
Lineage: Eukaryota; Fungi; Ascomycota; Sordariomycetes; Hypocreales; Hypocreaceae
Product: NRPS
Biological process (GO): amino acid activation for nonribosomal peptide biosynthetic process; secondary metabolite biosynthetic process
Cellular component (GO): cytoplasm
Molecular function (GO): phosphopantetheine binding; catalytic activity
Source: RefSeq, a predicted model, not a curated record
AUGAAUCUCCCUCCUAGUCUCGCCGCAGAAGCAAUCUCAAGCAUCGAAGAGGCAAGAAAGGCAGCUCCUGAGCAACAGAUUGAGGUGGCAUCAAAUCAGAAUGGCAUCGUCAGCGAUACAGACCUCGAGCAGCUGUGGACUUGGAACCAGCAUGUGCCCUCUCUUCUCCCAAGCUGCAUGCAUGAUAUCAUAUCCGAACAAGCUCGCCAGCAGCCACACAAGAUUGCGGUUGAAUCAUGGGACGGGUCCUUGACAUAUCAGCAACUAGAACACUAUUCAUCACAACUUGCCAGGCAGAUCCUACAGAGGAAUGUAAAAGCUGGCAGCCGGAUCCCACUAUGUUUCGAAAAGUCCAUGUGGACCGUGGUCGCCGUCCUAGCUGUCAUGAAAGCAGGCACAACAUUCUCUCUGACGGAUCCCAGUCAGCCAGUGGCACGGCUGCAGACAAUUGUCGAACAGACAGGAGCAGACCUCAUCAUCACUUCGGUAGCUCAGAGCGAGCUUGGCAAAGAGAUAUCCAGACAAGGAGGCCAGGUUCUCGCAAUAUCUCGAGAUUAUUUCGACAGCUUCAAAGGAACAGCACUGAACACUGCACUCCCACAAGUGCCCGCAGGAACGCCAAUGUACGUGAUCUUCACGUCAGGAAGUACAGGCAGGCCAAAGGGAGUUGUCAUUACCCAUGCCAAUUAUACCAGCGGCGCCAUUCCGCGAGCAGAAGCCGUUGGCUACAAGUCAAGCUCUAGAUGCUUCGAUUUUCCGUCUUAUGCGUUUGAUGUGAGCAUCGACUGUAUGCUAUGCACGUUGGCAGCUGGUGGCCAGAUAUGCGUGCCUUCUGAAGAAGCUAGGAUGAACGAUCUCAGUGGCGCCAUUCGCCAGAGUAAGGCCAAUAUGGUCCACAUGACUCCUUCGGUAGCCAGAGUCCUGGAUUCCGACAUCAUCCCAUCUCUGGACGUUUUAGGCCUGGGUGGUGAGGCAGUAUCGGCAAGCGAUGCAGCGGCUUGGAGCAAGUAUACAAGCUUAAUCAUUGCCUAUGGGCCAUCCGAGUGUACCGUCGGAUGCACAAUCAACAAUACCGUUACCAUUUCCACGGGCAUCGGCAAAGGCAUUGGAGGUGUCACUUGGAUUGUUGACCCCGAUGACCACAACGUCCUCAUGCCGGUAGGAGCCGUUGGAGAGCUCAUCAUCGAGGGUCCAGUUGUUGGUGUCGGCUACCUUGAUGAGCCAGAAAAAACAGCAGAAGUCUUUAUCGAAGAUCCAACCUGGCUCAAAUCUGGCUACAAGUCCUUCCCCGGUCGACCUGGCAGAUUAUACAAAACAGGCGAUUUGGUGCGGUAUGAAAGUAACGGCUCUGGCUCCAUCGAAUUUGUGGGCAGAAAAGACCAACAAGUCAAGCUUCGUGGCCAGCGAGUCGAACUCGCAGAGGUCGAGCACCACUUACGGGCCUCUCUGCCAAAUGGAAUCAAGGUCGCGGCAGAGGUGAUAAAACCAGAGAAUGGCGGAGCUCCUUCUCUUGUCGCCUUUCUCUCAGAAUCUGUUACUGUGGGCACCGCUGGAGUAGACCCAGCCAUUGUCGAUCCCUCUCCAGAAUUGAAGGCCGUUCUGACAACAGUCAGUACUGUCAUGGGAUCCAGAGUCCCACGGUAUAUGAUUCCGGCGGCGUUCGUCACUCUUCAACAUAUGCCUUCUUUGGUGUCUGGUAAAACAGAUAGGAAAAAGCUGCGUGAGAUUGGGACAUCGAUACCGCGCGAGAUUUUCAGCCGAAUGCAGGCGACUGAAGCCCAAGAGGAAGAGGAGCCGGAAACUGAGACGGAGAAGAAACUACAAAAAGCAUGGCUUGAAGUACUCGGAUCAGACGCAAAGAUCUUCAGGCAGAGUAACUUCUUUGCGCUAGGAGGCGAUUCAUUGCGUGCCAUGAGACUCGUAGUUGCGGCUCGUGCAAACGAAAUCGCAUUGACGGUUGCGGAUAUAUUCACAAAUCCAACGCUGAGCCACAUGGCGUCAAAAGCUACUCAGAUCUCCGAGUCUUCUGUGGAAGACAUUUCACCAUUCUCGCUACUGGAGAAAGAUUGGGAUGUGGAAAGUGUGAAAAACGAGAUAUCCGCUCUUUGCGGCGUAGAAGCUAGUAGCCUAGAAGAUGCGUAUCCAUGUACACCCCUUCAGGAAGCGCUCAUGGCUCUAUCGGCCAAGGUCAAAGAGGCAUACGUCGCUCAGAGAGUGGUAGAGCUUCAAGACACUGCUACGGCUGAGAAGCUAAUCGCAGCCUUUGACGUCGCACAGCGCGAUAGCCCUAUAUUGCGGACGAGGAUCGUGCAAGUCCCUAGACGCGGUUUAGUUCAGGCCGUCAUAAGGGGCGAGUUCAAUGUCUUCUCUAGAAACCAUCUCGACGAAUAUUUGGCCAAUGACAGGAAUGACGCUAUGGAACUAGGAAAGCCUCUUGUGCGCUAUGCUAUCAUCAAUGAUGGCACGUCAGGCAAAGUGAGCUUUGUGCUUUCGAUUCACCACGCUCUGUAUGACGGCUGGUCCAUGCCUUUGGUUGUCGAUCGAGUUAACAAGGCUUACGAGAGCCAAGCCGUUUCACGCCCUGCAGAAUUCAAGCACUUUAUGAAAUAUCUAGCAAAUAUGGAGAUGGACAAGUCAGCCAAUUUCUGGCGAGAACAGCUCCAUGGAGCCAAUCCUUCUCAAUUUCCAUCUCUACCUUGGCAAGGCUAUCAACCGCAAUCAGACUCGUUACUAGAGCAAUACGUGCCUCUAGGAGAAGGAAAUGCCUCCAAUGCUACCACUGCGACGAUUAUCAGGGCAGCUUGGGCUCUCGUGGCAUCACAAUACAUCGGUAACACCGACGUCAUCUUCGGAGAGACGCUGACCGGUCGAAAUGCACCCGUCGUCGGAUCUGAAGAGAUUGAAGGCCCAAUGAUUACAACCGUUCCUGUGCGGGUUCAAGUAGAUCGAGAUGUACCUGUUUCAGAAUAUCUUCAAAGCAUACAAGAGCAAAUGGUAGAUCAGAUCCCUCACGAGCAUUUCGGCUUACAACACAUACGAAAGCUCAGUCCUGACGCCUUUGACGCAUGCGAGCUCCGAACAGGCUUGGUGCUGCACCCAAGUGCCGAGAGUGAAGAGCCUAAUCAGUAUAGCCACCUCCCUGCGAGCUGUCUUGUCCCAGCCGGAGACGCAGAAGCUGCCCAAGAAGCUCUCAAGUUCAACACCUACGCGCUGAUGCUCGUCUGUUCGAUUGACCCGCGAGGGUUCCUCGUCAUGGCUAGCUUCGACUCCAAAACAGUAUCGGUUCCUGUGAUGCAACGUGUUUUGGACCAGUUUCAGCAAAUUGCGCAGUCCUUGUGCAGAGAAAGCUCGACCUCUCUUGGCAGUCUUCGGUCACCUCUGACUGAUGAUGAUAUUAGGCAGCUCCAAAACGUCAUUUUCGACGCAGACUUUGGUGAUGCAACAAAGGCAUACUCUGGCGUUCAAGCGGCUUAUAUCGUGGACUUCAACGAUGCGAAUCAACUGAUCCCCGUUUCCGCCAUGGGCGAGCUUGUCAUUCAGUGCUCAGAGAAUCCUUCCAAUCUAGUGGAAGUACCUCCACCAGCUUGGCUCGAAGCAGUAUUCGGCUCCAAAGUCUCUGAGCAAGGCAAACUCUACAAGACCGGGCAACUGGCCAGAUACGACUCAACCCAGAAGCCAGCUCGCAUCAGAUUAGUCGAUACCAACAGCGAAAGAAACGCCGCUGCGCCACCAGCAGGAGUAGCUAAAAGCCGAAUCUCUGCAAGUUCCAGCAGACAGCGCAAGCUACGUAGCCUAUGGGCUCGUGUACUACGCAUGAGCGAGGACGAUAUCGGCCUGAAUGAUGGAUUCUUCAUUCUCGGCGGCGACUCCAUUGCAGCUAUGAAGCUUGUAUCGGAAGCUCGACUGGAGGGAGUCAAGUUGACUGUAGCUCAAAUCUUCCAAAAGAGAACGCUGUACGAAAUGGCCAACGUCAUGGAAGAAAUGGAGAAGCCCACUUCAUCCACAGACUCCGUCGAAGACAGCACACAAUUAGAGCCUUUCUCCCUACUCAAUCUCAAAGACGAAGACAAAAAGCAGCGUUUCAUCAACGACAUCAUCGCUCCCCAGCUCUCUGAUCCAACCUGGCGCAUCAGCAACAUCCUCCCUACCCGGCCCCUGCAGCAAAUCGCCGUCAAGGGCACAACUCAACUCCCACGCUUCUCAGCCCGAUACGAGCUCAUGUACUUUGAUAAGACUCUAGACCGUGCCAAAAUGGCAGAAAGCUGCAAAGAGCUCGUCGCCCGCAACGAAAUUCUACGCACCGUCUUUGCAGAGUAUCAAAGCGAGGGCUACGCCGCCGUCCUCGAACAGCUCGUACCGCAAUUCAUCGAAUACGCACUAGACAGCGAUGACGACGUGGAAACCUUCGCAAAGCAGCUCUGUCGGCUAGAUGCCCUGACGCGAAUGCCUCUCGGCUCAAGUUUCGUGAAAUUCUUUCUGAUCGAGUCCAACAAACAGUCAUGUCUCAUCUUCCGCCUCUCCCACGCCCAAUACGAUGAGAUUUGUCUCCCCAUCAUGCUCCAGCAGCUAUCAAGCCUCUACGAAGACAAACACGUCCAAGAAACCGUCCCCUUCUCCGCCUACGUCCACAGCGUCCUCCGCCAGAAUCUGCCUUCCAGCAUUCCCUACUGGACAGACCUCCUCUCCGGCUCUUCCUUGACGAUCCUCAAGCCAGACGACAUUCCCAUCCAGCGACGUAACCACUUUGCCAUCCAGCAAACGGUUGACAUCUCCUCGCGCCUCCGCGACAUCACCGUCGCAUCCCUCCCCACCGCCGCAUGGGCCCUCUGCCUCGCCCGCCGUCUCUCCCUCCGAGACGUGACCUUUGGCGAAGUCGUCAGCGGCCGCAACAUUGACUUCCCCUACGGUGCGGCCAACGCCGUUACGGGCCCCUGCUGGCAAUACGUCCCUGUCCGCGUGCGGUUCCCCCCCGGUUGCACCGCCUUGGAGAUUCUCUCUGGCGUUCAGCACCAGCACAUUGCCAGCUCUGCCCACGAGGGCAUCAGCCUCGCAGAAAUAUCAACUCAUUGCGGCACCGACUGGCUAUCGACGGCCAACUGCAAAGCUUCCGACCUGUGGUUCGACUCCGUUGUCCACCAGGACGUCGAGCACGUUGAAGAACUGGCCUUUGCUGCUGCAGGAAGCGGUCGCCUGGAAACGAUUUAUCCCCACGAAGAGCCACUGCGCGAGUGGAAGAUUCAAGCAUUCGUUCAUGAUAACAGUAACAAGCUGACCUUGGAGAUUGUUACUUUCGAGAGCUGGGGUGGAUAUGCUAGAGGGUUAUUGGAUGAUUUGGUCACUGCUGUAGGAAUGUUGUUAAAGGAUCCUCACGCCAAGCUGUUUGGAAAUGAAUCUGAGUGA